Molecule: messenger RNA, 1063 nt
Organism: Bactrocera tryoni
Lineage: Eukaryota; Metazoa; Arthropoda; Insecta; Diptera; Tephritidae
Exons: 7
Coding region: 180-1055 (291 amino acids)
Cellular component (GO): cytoplasm
Source: RefSeq, a predicted model, not a curated record
GGAAAGUGCAAGACACAAAUAGAUGUAGGAGAUGGUAGUGCGACGGGGCGGUGGUCGCUUUUGGCACAUUAUGCUGCUGCAAUCGCUGCACGUUUUCUGGUUUUCUACUCAUAACACCUCAACUGCAAUUUACAACAAUUAUUGUGUAAUUUUGUUAAAUUUUUAAUUAAAUUGUAAAUAUGAUCGAACAACAGAGACAACGCAUUGAACGUGCCGUCACAGAGAUGGUAGACGAUAUGGAUAAAACUCAUUUACGUAAAAUGCAGACAGACAUGCAUUUAUGUGCGGCAAAAUGUUGUCAGGAUAUGAAUUCCAGCCUUGACAGUGUUCAGAGAUGUGUUGAUAGGUGUUCGGCACCAUUGACACGCGCUCAAAACUACGUUCAACACGAGUUGGGUGAAUUUCAGGGGCGCCUGCAGCGAUGUGUUAUGCAAUGUAACGAUGAUGUAAAAGUGAAAAUGCCGCCAAAUCCCUCCGAAUCUGAUAUUGCCAAAUAUACCGACCAAUUUGAACGCUGCGCUAUACAGUGUGUAGACAAGCAUGUCGGAUUAAUACCUACUAUGAUGAAAACAAUAAAAUCCGUAUUGGCGAAAGGUCCAGAGUCCAUACCUCAAAUGAUAGAACAACAACGUAAACGCGUAGAACGCGCCGUAUCUGAUAUGAUCAACGAAAUGUAUUCAAGUCACUUACGCAAAAUGCAGUCAGAAAUGCAUUUAUGUGCAUCUAAAUGUUGUGACGACCAACGUGGGACCUUAGAUUCCGUGCAGACUUGCAUUGAGGGUUGCGCCGUACCGCUUACUAAAGCUCAGGACUAUUUGCAGCAUGAAUUGGGACAGUUUCAAGGACGUUUGCAAAAUUGUGUUAUGAAAUGCAGCGAAGAUGCUCGAGAAAGGCUGCCAUUAAAUCCUGGAGAAGCAGAACUCGCCAAAUAUCAACAUCAUUUCGAAUAUUGUACGGUGGCAUGUGUGGAUAGACAUAUUGGCCUUAUACCAACUAUGAUGAAGACUAUAAAGGCUGUCUUGGAGAAAGGUCCUAAAGCUUUGCCACAAGCAUAGAAAAGUUG